CUCGUUUUAUAUUAGAAUCGUUUUUUGAAAUCGUUUUUUUUCCUUAAUUAACGCGAACUAAUGUUGUAUUUGAAUGACUUAUACAUGGUAUCAUAUUUGACUAUUUAAAAUUUUGAUACAUAUACAAUAUAUAUACAUACGUAUAAAUCUCGUCGUAACUACACUUAUUAUAUUAAGAAAAAAAAUUAUACAAUGUACACAUUUAGCGGAAACAAGUUGCCGAUAGCGAUAACGUUUUUCAAUUAGUACAAUACUUAGUUUGAAAGAAAUAGAAAUAUGUCUCGUCAUGAGACAUGUGUCAUAGGCGUUUCUCUUCUAUAUUGCAAUUAGCAGUUGGAGUAAAAUAAACUUCAGAAAAACGAUUUAAGGACAUUGACUCGUCCGAUAACAAGCUCUAUUUAUUACAUCUGCUAUUUGUUUAUAGAAGUUGAUAACUUUUAUUUUCAUAAUACAAUUCUCCCCUCGCACUACCUCGAUUUCAAAUAAUGGCAGAGAUGACUGUUUUGCGAGAUUUAGAUAAGACAGUUAAGACUGGGAUUUUAUGCAGUCAGAAAGUAAACACGAGACACUUAUACAUUUGAAUUUUAAAUUUGAACAUUAGAUUCCCUCGAUUAUUAUUCAAAUGUACAAACAAAAACAAUGUAUACAACAAAAAUUUUUUUAUAAGUAUAAUAUACUACCGUGCCUUUUGAUUACUGUUAUUAUUAUUGGUGCUACUAGAGCGAAUAACUUCUACGAUUAUAAUUCAAUAAUCUAAGAUCAUAAUUUUAUAAGCAAAUAGUAAGAGCAUUAAGAAAUAAAUACUUAUAAAUAAAUAGUGUACUUAACGCGUAACAAAUUAAGUAACAAUUUUAAAUAAAUUUGUUUGAGAAUUAAUACAAGUCAAAAAUUGUCAAAUGUCGUUAAUAAUUUUUUUUUUAUUCAAAUGUUUUGAUCCUGUGAUCAAAUUCGUCACAAUCUUGUGUUAAUUAGGUUUAACUUUUCACUGAUGACAAUUCAAUCUCAGAAUUGAAGUCUGAACAUUAUUUUAAAAAAAGAAUGUUUUACGCAAACGCCUGGUAAUUUAAUAAAUAUUGACCUUAAUCAAACUUUAUCUGAAGUUAUUUUUGUCUUCUUUUUUUUUAUAUUUAAUCGUAUUUUAAAUGCGUUGCGUCACGUAAAACAAUUGUGUCUUGUUUCUAGAUAUCUCUUCGAGAUAAACUUAUAAUUUUGUCCAGCUGAAUAUAUAACAAAUUAUUCAACAUAUACGUAAUUAAUGUGUUUAUCUUAUCUGUAAAUAUGUGCAAUUAACGUGUUUACCUUAUUUAGACAAAUUUAUCUUAGCGAGGGAACACACUGAACGUGAACUAUAGUCUGCGUAUAAUCGACCUUUCUCCACCUUGGACAUCAGUACAUUGGGGUAUAUCCGCGCAAACGUCAUCCACGUUCUCUCAGUAGCAGUUAGAUCUCCGAAUGAGUAUGUGGCACAUCGGUACCUAUACCACAGGUGUAUGUUAUGCCGGGAAUUCGUUUUUAUUUAACAUUAUUCAAUCUUUUUGUUCACUUUAUUUCAAAUAGUUCUACUUUUCCUAUAUAAUCCUCAGUUUUUUUAAUUACAUCACAUGUCUAAGUGUUAGUGUAGCGCGAUUUGACAAUUUAUUUAUAUUGCUUACAGAAAAAAUGACAAAGGAUGGAAGAGACAAUCCGAGCUUCAUCGGCGACGGUGAUAGUACCACGUCCGUUACGUUGGAAAAACAGCCCUCGAAACCGAGAUCCGGAGAGAAUAACGAUGGAUUUAGCUUCGAUUAUCGCAUAUCAGAUAAGAGACCGCGGUUGUCAUUGCCGCUGGAAGAAAUGUCGAUUGCGGAUGAUAAAAAAAAGAGAGCCACUUGGGGAAACAGUGUGGAGUUUCUAAUGUCUUGCAUCGCGAUGUCCAUUGGACUCGGCAACAUUUGGCGAUUCCCGUUCACCGCUUACGAAAACGGCGGCGGCGCUUUCUUAAUCCCGUACAUUAUUGUACUUUUCCUAGUGGGAAAACCGUUUUACUAUUUGGAAAUGAUACUGGGCCAGUUCACCAGCAUGUCCUCCGUAAAGAUAUGGGCUGCCGUACCGGGGUUCAAAGGUGUCGGUUGGAGCCAAAUGUAUUCGUCGAUUGCCGUCGGCACUUAUUAUUGCUCGCUGAUAUCGCUCACUCUGUUCUACAUUAUCGAAAGCUUCGCGUCGCAGCUUCCGUGGUCCACGUGUUCGCCAGAAUGGGGAGAUGGUUGCAGGGAUUCCGCCGGAACGUACAAUAUCACCACGAGGAACGGAACGAUGCCGAAGAGUUCCGCUGAACUUUACUUCACAAAAACGGUGUUGAAGGAGAAAGAGAACAUCGAGGAUGGCGUGGGGCUUCCGGAUUGGAAACUGACGAUGUGUCUCUUAGUUACUUGGGUCUUCAUCUGCGUGGUAUUGGCGCGCGGUGUAAAGACUUCCGGAAAGGCGGCCUAUUUUCUCGCCAUCUUUCCGUACGUCGUAAUGAUCUGCCUGCUAAUUAGAGCGGUAACACUGGAAGGCGCCAUGAACGGAAUCAUUUUCUUUAUUAAACCCGACUGGAAUAAACUGUUCGAAGCGAACGUGUGGUACGCCGCUGUCACACAGUGCUUCUUCUCACUGAACGUUUGCUUCGGCGGUGUAAUUAUGUACUCAUCUUACAACAAGUUCAACCACAAUAUCUACAGAGACGUUAUGGUCGUAACUACAUUGGACACGUUUACGAGUCUUCUGGCGGGUUUCACCAUUUUUGGCAUACUCGGCAAUCUGGCGCACGAGCUUGGCACCGAUGACAUUAGCAGUGUCGUGCAAAGCGGAACUGGUCUUGCUUUUAUUUCCUAUCCGGACGCUAUAACAAAAGUCAAUUUCGUGCCGCAACUAUUUUCGGUGCUUUUCUUCCUGAUGCUGUUCGUCCUGGGAAUUGGUAGCGCCGUCGCGCUCAACAGUUCCAUUAACACCGUUAUAUGCGAUCAAUUUCCGUCGUUGAAGGAUUGGCACGUGACCAUUGGAACGGCCAUAUUUGGGUUUUCGUUCGGCAUAUUUUAUUGCACACCCGGAGGCCAGUUCUUAUUAGGUCUGGUGGAUUUCUACGCGGGAUCAUUCAUAGUCUUUUUCUUAGCUACUUUGGAAAUAAGCGGCAUAUUUUGGAUAUACGGAUUGGAAAACUUUUUGGACGACAUCGAGUAUAUGUUACAAAAACGGCCAUCGGUAUACUGGAGAGUCUGUUGGGCGGUAAUCACGCCGUUACUGCUCGUUGGAAUUUUGAUUUACACUCUCGUUAACUUAAAACCACUGACUUACGGCAAUAUCUAUUAUCCGUUUAACGCUUAUGUUGCUGGUUGGUUGUUAUUCGCCUUCGGUAUUCUUCAGAUUCCAUUUUGGAUGAUUUAUGUGAUAUUAUCGAAAAAAAAUUCACAUGAGUCUGCGAUCAAGGCAGCGUUUACACCUUCGUCGGAGUGGGGUCCGAAAAACCCGACGCACAUGGUAUCCUGGCGCGAAUUUAAAGAUAAGAUGAGAAAGAAACGCGAAAAGCGCAAUUUUUCGCGGAUAAAACAAUUUAUUUAUGUAAUUUUAGGCUGGGAACACAAGAUCACGUAACAUACAAGUUUUUUUACUUUUAAUAAUUUAUUCACUUUAAAUACAAGAAGUGUUUAUCAAUAAGCUAUUAAACGGCGUCAUAUCACAGGGCACGAAUAAUAUUGAAACAUACACAUAAUUGGUGUUCGAUGUAAAGUAAAUGUUUUUAAUCCAUAGUAUAUGUAUAUGUGUGAGUAUAUGUAUAUUGUAUGUAUACAUGUAUUCACACAUAUGUAUAAUAUAUAUAAGCAAAUUUUUUUAAUUGUACAAAUACUUGGAUUGGAAGCCUAAUGUGCAUAAUUAUCAUAGUACGAAACUGACGGAAUCCUAUGGAUGGAAUAUCGAUCUAAUGAUAUGGUAUAGUUAUUCAUCAAGAAAAUUUGUUUAAACAUAUAAAUGCAUAAGAUAUUGUUAAGAUAUCAAAACGUAGCAAAAGAAAAAACACAUAAUGGUUAAUAUAUUAUAUAUACAUAAGAAAUAUUUUCAGUAAAUCAAAUGCAAAGUAACUGAGCCUGUAAAUUUGCUGCUUAUAUAAAUGCGACUUACGUAGGAAGAUUUCUAUAUAUGAUUUUUUUCUUACAUUGAUUGUAUUAAAAAUAGAAAUCUAUAUGUUGUUAUUUGGCCAGUAUCGAAAAAAUGCAUGACGAUUUUUUCAAUUUUUAAAAUCGCUAAAGAGACAACGUCGCUAAACUAAUGCCGAUCAGCUAUUUUAUUAAAUAUUGAACUUUACAUUAUUAAUUUAUUUAUAACGGUCUAAAAAAGUAUAUUGCUGGCAAUUUUAUAAUAAAUCCUAAAUAGUUGUAAUUGUAGAUUAUUCAUUAGAAAUACUGACCAAUAUUUGUGUGAACAAUUUUUUUACAAUAAUAAUAAGCCUUAAGAACGUAGCUCGUUUUCAAUCAAGACGUUAUAUCGCACAAUUUGAGUCACAAUUAUAUUAUAUAAUCACACACGAUAUCUUUACUUCAAUUGUCUUUACUUCCAGUGUUGUUGGCAUCACAAAUAACAAUUAAAGUAAAUAUAUUGCGUCUAUAUAAGAAUAGGCGGAUCGAUUAAAAUAUGUAUCUAUUAAACUAUAUAACAUUUUUUUUUUUCCAUAUCCUUAAUACGAUUGUCACAAUAAUAUAAAAUCUUAUACUAUUAAUUGUGACUA
Molecule: messenger RNA, 4738 nt
Organism: Pseudomyrmex gracilis
Lineage: Eukaryota; Metazoa; Arthropoda; Insecta; Hymenoptera; Formicidae
Product: sodium-dependent nutrient amino acid transporter 1-like
Exons: 11
Coding region: 1660-3609 (649 amino acids)
Biological process (GO): sodium ion transmembrane transport
Cellular component (GO): membrane
Molecular function (GO): L-amino acid transmembrane transporter activity
Source: RefSeq, a predicted model, not a curated record